AUGGCGGAGAACAUCAAGGUGGCGGUGCGGAUUCGGCCGCCGUCGUCGUUUCCCUCUCUAGCGGGACUGUUCUACUCGGAGGAACUCGACCUGAACUCUGGAGAGCGCCGCUUGCAGCUCUCAGGUCCUCUGAGCGUGGAGGAGACGAAUGGCGGACGCGCUGCGGCUGUCCACAUGCAGAACAAGCUGGGAAGUAGAUCUGAAUUCGUUUUCGACGUCCUCUUCGACUCUUCGCAGAAGAGCGCGCGGAGACGAAGAUCCCCCGGCCAGACUCGCGAGUCGUCAGACGCAGAGGCGCCCUGCACGUUCUCGGGACUCGAGGAAAACUCCCAGGAAGCGGUUUUCGAGCGCACUGCGAAGCCGCUGUGUGAUGCAAUUCUGGACGGAUUCAACGCUACGCUUCUCGCCUACGGACAAACAGGCAGUGGUAAAACGUACACGAUCGUCGGUCCGCCAGAUGGAGGCCGGGAGCGCAGAGAAGAGCGCGGCGUCUUGCCUCGAGCGCUGAACUACUUGUUUUCGAAGUUGCCGACGCAGGACGGCGAGAGCGGGUCGCGAGAGGGGACUCCGUCGCGUCCUGAUUCUUCGAUUCUGUCCUGGUCGAUGCAGGUGCAGUUCGUGGAGAUUUACCAAGAGCAGAUCUUCGACUUGCUCGCGCUCUCGCCAGCUCCCGAGCGAGCACCUGCUGACAGGCUCGGCGCGCCGAGUUCUUUCUCUGGACAGCCGUCGACGCCUUUUGCGGCUUCUGCGCCACCGUCGGUGCCUCAGCCGGUCAAGGACAGCGGGACCGCUGCCUCACCGCGACAGAGAACUGAAGAAACGAGUGGAGCAGACAGCGUUCCCGGAGGCGCCCUCAGAGUUCGCUUCGACCCGGCCAAGCAGACGACGUACGUAGCGGGGGCGAGGCGGCUUCCGGUGUUCGACGAAGCGCAGGCUCUGCAGAUCUUUGCGCAGGGUGUGAAGAACCGGCGCACCGCAGAGACGCGACUGAAUUUGUCGAGUUCGCGCUCGCAUGCGGUCUUCUCGAUUUUCCUGCAACUGGAAAAGAAGGAGCAGACGAGUCCAGGCGACGAGGGAGCAGAGAGUCGAGGCAAAGCGAUGCGCAGGAAAACCGCUGCCCAACUCCACGUCGUCGACCUCGCGGGAAGCGAGAGACAGAAAGACACUCUCGCCUCCGGAGACAGGUUGCGAGAAGCGGGGAAGAUUAAUUACUCCUUGUCGGUAUUGUCUCAUGUGAUUCGCGAGUUGGUGGAGCAGGGAGAAGGCGAGCAGGCGCCGGCGACUCCGCCUGGUUGCGGCGCGAAGGCUGCCCGCGUGUCUUCUUCGCACAUUCCUUACCGCGACAGCAAACUGACUUUUCUCUUGAUGGACGCUCUUGGAGGCACCAGCAAGGCUGCGUUGAUUGCGACGCUCUCGCCGUCUCUUGCACACUUGGGCGAGACCAUCAGUACCUUGACGUUUGCAUCCCUCAGCAAGAAAAUCAAGAACAAAGCCAAGGCGAACGAGGUGAAAAUUUGGGACAAAGCUUCGGUUGAGGAGAUGCUUCGCGACCGAGAGCGACAAGUGGAGGAAGUCAAACGCCUGCGCGCGCUGCUCCUCCAGACGAAGGGCGUGACCGAGCCGGCGUCUCUGAAUCUCGAGCGUCUCUCCUCCUCCGAGUUUCUUUCUCUGAUGGAAAACUCGGGACCUCCGCACUCGAAGGCAGAGGCGGAAGAACGGGAAGCCCAUGCAGAACGCAGAAAAACGCAUGCAGAACUCCAGCAACGGGUGGCGCUCCUCGAAGCCGCUCUCGUCCAAGCUGCAGAAGUCCAUAGACGCGACCAAGUCGAUGCACAGAAACAUGUCGACUCACUGCAACUCAGAAUCGAGUACUACGAGGACUUCCUUCGCAAUCUUCAGCGACAGCGUUCGCGGGAUGUGGAGCUUCAGACGCGUUCUCCGGGGGCUCUGGAGUCUCCUCUGUCUCCUGCAUCUGAGGAGACAGAGCGUCUGCGUGUGGAGCUUCAGCAGCGAGAAGCGGAGGCGGCGCGUCUGCGUGCAUGCGUCUCGGAUUUGCAGGAGAAGGAGAGACCUCUCGUUGCGUUGUUGAUUCUUCUACAGAAGCACCUGAAGUACCGCGAGGGGAUGGAUCGUCUGGCCGCUCUGCGAGACGAGGAAGAAGAGCUCCUCGACAGCCGGGAUGACGACGCUGCGUUCUAUUGCAGACAGCAGCUUCUCGUGGAACUUCUGGAAGGCAUGGUGAACGCGAAGAGCGAGACCGUCGAAGAGAAGAACGCAGCGCAUGCAGAGAGACCGACGGAGGCGAGUACAACGGGGACCGGCCUCAACGGAGGCGAGGAGCGAGAAGGAGAGAACACUUGGAGGAGCGCGAGCGAGGAACAAGCCACCCCGGACUCUGUGUCGACGAUCUCAGACGCGGCGCAAGGACAACUUCCGACAAAGAGAGAAGACGCGGCUGUCGCCUUGCCUGUGGAGGACGCCUGGGAAAAACGCAUCGCCAGCUUUGCUCAGGCAGCUUGUGACCUCGUUCGCCAUGUUCGCGACAACCUUCCGGAGUCCGUUUCAGUGCCUAACUUUCCAACAUCUCUCGAAGAAGGCUGGCCUGAGCACAGCGCCGCGAUAGCAGACCGACAAGUCCGAGUUGAGGAGAUCACCGCGCAAGUGCAUGCGCUUGAGGCGGUCUUUGACGCCUUGUUGGCCCGCGGUGCGGAGAUCCCUUCCAACAGUCCUCCCGGAGGCAACGGAACGCGAGACUCGUCGUUCGUCUGUCCGACCGGCGAGAAAACGGCUGAGGCGCAUGCACUGGCACCGCCGGCAGUGGCGCCGUCUCGCUGCUUCUCCUCGCCUGCAGACUGUCCCUCAGACGACGGUUCUUUAGCAGAGCGCAGGGGACCUGGCACUGCGGGAGAAAGUCAGAUGCUCCGGGAUCUGUACGAAGAGGAGAAGCGCGCAAGUCAGGCUCUGCGCCAGCAAGUUCGCUGGCUUCAACGCACUUGCAGGAGACUGGAGAACCACAGCGAGUGUCGGCUCUUUUCGCAGAAGAACAGCGAGACUCCCGGAGAGGCGACAGAGGCCGCGCAAGUCCUCCAGGAGUACCGUGAGCGCGUCGCGGAACUCGAGGAACAAGUCCAGCUCCUCGCGCAGAGACUCGAAGAGAAGAGAAACGCGUCUUACGAAGGCGCAGGCGUCCGCUUCUCCUCCAGACCGAGCGCCGCCAGUUCCGUCGGCAGUGCCAUCUCGUCGGCCAGUCCGCCUCCAGUGCCGCUUGCAGAUUGCACAAGCAAAGCGUCCCCGCCCUCCUUCCCAUUCACGCUUCCGCUUGUGACGGUGUUUGACGGCAAAGCGACUUUUCGAGGCAACUUUGCCAUGGUUGUGUCUUUGCUCGAGAAAGGAUCUACGGGCGGAGAGCAGCCGGGGUCGCUCGCUUGCUUGAGCGUUCUGCAACACGUGGACGACGGCCGGUCGUCGGCAGUGAGUCUGUUGUCCUUUUUGCAAAAAUGUGGAGACGAAGGCGACGUUCAGACGCUUCUGUCGAGCGGGAGAGCGAAGGCUCUGAUUCACCGCCUGCCGCUGUCUCAGGUGAAACGCGUAAGUCGCGUCCUCGAGUACGGGAAGAAGAAGAACCGGGGACGCAAACAAGAAGAAGGUCGCGAGGGGGAUGCGACGGCCGGUCCUGACUCGGCGGACUCUACACCCGGCGCAGAGUCGGUUCCGCGAAACGACGGGAGGACGGGAGAAGAGCACGAACUGGCCUUCUCUUCCUACGUCUACCGCGUCUACUUCAAGCUGCCGAUUGGCGUCUGGGGCAGUCCAGAUGUGAAGACCAAAUGGGUGACUGUCGCCGUCGACGAACGAGCUCUGCUGAGGCACCGGGUCACUUCCCCCGAAGCCUGUGACAAGCUGCUGCUCUCUGUGCUCAAGGGGAGUACCGCGACGCGCAAGUCUUCUUGAGAGUAAAAAACAGCGGGGGAAGAAGAGUGGGCAAAGGAGUGACAAACAGGACCCAAAAGGGAGUGCCAGAUUCCGUGAAAUAGAGGCAAGCGGGAACUCCUAUGGUGGUGUGACCAGGUCCUCGCGCGGGACUCACGGGGAGACCUGAGGAACCCCCAAGGGGACUGGAAAUGUGUGGAGAAACGGUCGACUUCUCUCGGUCCUUCUCAGAGGAGACUCAGGCGAGAGAUUUUCGCAUUUCUGGACUUCUUAUUGUUUUUAUCUUGUCAAAAGUCGAG
Molecule: messenger RNA, 4229 nt
Organism: Toxoplasma gondii ME49
Lineage: Eukaryota; Apicomplexa; Conoidasida; Eucoccidiorida; Sarcocystidae
Product: kinesin motor domain-containing protein
Exons: 8
Coding region: 1-3951 (1316 amino acids)
Biological process (GO): mitotic spindle organization; microtubule-based movement
Molecular function (GO): microtubule binding; ATP binding; microtubule motor activity
Source: RefSeq, a predicted model, not a curated record